Molecule: messenger RNA, 900 nt
Organism: Fonsecaea erecta
Lineage: Eukaryota; Fungi; Ascomycota; Eurotiomycetes; Chaetothyriales; Herpotrichiellaceae
Exons: 2
Coding region: 1-900 (299 amino acids)
Source: RefSeq, a predicted model, not a curated record
AUGGCCGACCUCGCCCGUGAGGAGGCCGACCGUUACUUCUCCCACCGUGACCACCUGACUUCUCAUCCUGAAGAUCGCGACGACGACGACGAAGACAGAUCGGACGUCGACGCUGAGCCUGAACCUGCAUUUGACAACCUGUCUGACCCUGGUACAGACGACGACACCGCCGGCAACAUGGCGACUAUGACCACCACAAAGACCACCUACCAUCUGCCCUCACAAGUGCACUAUGCCAACACCGGCCCCAAGGGAGUCAUUGCAGAUGCUCAAUCUUUUGCCCGUGCCAAACAGUCAACCUUUCGGCAGCGAUUGACCAGCUUUGCCAACAACCUGACCUCGAAUGGCAAAGCAGCAGCGAUCCCAACCGUCACAGAGAAGAGUGACAAGCGCAAAACCAUUAUUUCUGGAUCGCCCAAAUCAACUCCUUCCUCGAACUCGGACACGAACAUGACCCUCUCGGAUGACGAGGCCGAUUCGGAAUUCAUGAAAGCAUGGCGAGCAAACCGCCUGCAAGAGCUCUCUUCCCAGUCCCAGUCCGCCUACAACUCUCACCGACGACACUCCCCCAGCCAACGCACCUGGGGCAGGUUCGUGGAAGUGGACGCGAACGGCUACCUGGACGCGAUCGAAAAGGUCUCCAACGAGACUGUCGUCGUCGUCAUGAUUUACGAUCCUUCGUCGAGUGCCAGUGCUGCGGUGGAAGACGAGCUGAGUAUGCUUGCAUACAAGCACAACACCACCCGCUUCAUCAAGUUGCACCACGAGAUUGCGGAGAUGGAGACGGUCGAGAUCCCCGCUAUCCUGGCCUACAAGGCUGGAGAUGUCUUUGCUACGGUAUCAGGCGCAAGGGCAGAGGGCUUGGAAGGUGUGCUGCUACAAAACCGUGUGAUUCAAUGA